AUGGAAUCUCCAAAGCUACAGUCUCCAUUGUCCGGCUCGCUCACCACCCUUUCCCAGUCAUCCAGGUCGAGGGGCAGCGGCCGACUGGCACGCAUAGACGAUAUCCAUGGCCAGAGCCUCACCUCGUUCAACCCGUUUUCAGAUGAAGAUGAACACGACCAAUCCCCCAACAAUCUAGUCUCAUCCUUUCUCUCCAUGAUGAAAGGCAUAUCCGGCCCCCUCUCGUCCGCCGUGGGAGCGUCGUCAACGACCUCAAAGACAACUCCGGCGACUGUCCCUCCGCCGAACCAGUCAGGGGCUCAAGAACCACGCCGCCCAUCUCUAUCCACUAUCCCAUCGUCUCCCUCAUUGACUGCGAAGAGGAAUCCCGAUAGACCCCAGUCUCUAUUUACUGCACCCAGCUCAGUGGCCCCACCCUUGGUUUCGCUGACGCCUGCUCAGUCCGAAGUCACUGCAUUCGCAUUGGAUUAUGACCAACAGCCACAACGGCAAGGGAGACCGUAUUCCCCGUUCGAAACUCAGGAAGGGAUGUCGUUUGGGACAUCGAUUCCAGGGUUCCCUAUUCCCGAUGACACGCGCAGUAUCAAGACAGCUACAACCCUUCAUCGGUCCCAGUCCGUAUCCAAAGUCAUGAGGAGGAUUCGAGGAGAAGGCCUUUCCCGGGAUUACUGGAUGGAUGAUGAAAACGCCAAGGAGUGCUAUGACUGCAAAAGCGUGUUCACAACCUGGAGGAGGAAGCAUCAUUGUCGAAUUUGCGGUCAGAUAUUCUGUUCUCGCUGUGCCUCCAAUGGCAUCAAGGGAGGGAGGUUUGGACUCAACGGCAUGAUUCGUGUGUGUAACCUAUGUCGAGAGAAGCUAGCCACAGUCGACGAGGAUGAUGAUGACGAUAGGAGAUCGGUCGUUUCUUCCGUCUCAUUUCCUGCCCACCAAUUUGGGCAAUUUACACCCGAUGGCUUCCCUCUGGGACGUCACCCACAGCCACCUUUCGCACCUGCACCGAUACCAUUCGGGCGAGUUGACGAACAUUUCAAUUUAUUCUCCAUCUCUGAAACCAAACGCUCCCUCCACAGCUAUUAUGGCUCUGAUGAUGGUAUAUCAAGGUUGAUCCUCUCAGAUGGAAACGACGGUCAGUGGACCGACAACCCAGCGCCCUUCCGUCGCCCCAUGUCUGAUGAGGGGGAUGAACUUGACGGCCUGGGCAAUGCUUUCCUCCAGGAAGACUUCCCGGCGGGUAUGACCCCUGAUGCAGGUGUCGAGUUCCCCUCAAGGGGACUCAGCGUCGACGUCAGCUCAAUACAAUUCCCACUGGGCUCCCCGGAAAACGACAGUCCUCGCCCUGAAAGCCGUCUAAGGAACCCUCUCUAUGGGGACUAUGAGGUCGCUACGCCGUUCAUCCGUAGUCGCGUCCACAGUCGCUUAGACUCCAUCGUUGCCGGGGAGCCGGGAUGGAGAACUCGCAGAGAGAGUACUGCAUAUGCAAACGAGCUCAACAGGGCAUCUAUGGCCCACCUGGAUGCCAUGCUUCGUCAAAUGCUCGUCUUGGAGAAGAUCCCCAACAUCAACCAAUGGCUAGACGUUCUUCGCCCGAUCGCUCUCCGGAUAGCGAGAGAGACAACCUUCACCACUCUACCCCAUCGACAAGGACAAGAUAUGGACGUUCGCCGAUACGUGAAGAUCAAGAAGAUACCUGGCGGCAUGCCAAAGGAUUCAGAAUAUGUCAAUGGCGUUGUGAUCACCAAGAACGUCGCCCAUAAGAAGAUGGCCAGGUCGGUGUACAGCCCUCGAAUAAUGUUGGUCACUUUCCCCAUCGAAUUCCACCGAGUAGAGGGCCAGUACAUGCACUUUGGCCAGAUGUUGCGGCAGGAGAAGGAGUACUUGCAGAACCUUACCGCUCGUAUGGCCGCCCUUCGCCCUCAUGUCGUGCUCGUCGAGAAGUCUGUUUCCAGAUUGGCCAUAGAUCUAUUUGCCAAGUUCAACAUUGCUGUGGCACGUUCGGUCAAGCCGUCUGCUAUUCAAACUGUCGCUCGUAUGACACAAGGAGACAUAGUUUCUUCGAUGGACAAGUUGGCGCUCGAACCUCGCCUUGGACAUUGCGCUCGCUACCGUAUCCAGACUUUCGACCACCAUCUCAUCCCAGGCCAACGGAAGAGUUACAUGCGGUUCGAAGGCUGUAGCCGGGACAUGGGUUGCACGAUCAUUUUACGGGGAGGGGACCUGGAGACGCUCCGACGCGUCAAAAAGGUCACCCGCUUCUUGACCUUCAUUGUACGCAACCUGAAGCUCGAGACCCACUUGUGGAAGGACAGCGUCAUCAGUAUCGGUCCCGACGCGCUCAAGUUCCCUCAAUUGACCCCCUGCAGCCUCGGAAACAACUCCAUCGAUCGAGUCGGCACCCCUGUCGGCACCCCCUCAUCGCCAGGCAACAGCCUAGCUACUCCCACAGUCGAGUCUAUGGCACGUAUGCCCUCGACUUCAUCAGAAACAAACGGAUCGGAAAAGGAAGGGAGCAUUGUGGAUGCUGUGGAUGAAGAAGAGGAGCAAAAACGGCUCACCCAGCGUAUCGACGAAUCCCUUGAUCCCUACAACAAGAUAUUCAUUUCCGUGUCUGCAACCUUGCGAUUCCCCCCUCCUCAUCCUAUUCGGCGGAUGAAGGAAUUAGACGACGAGUUGUUGGCUGCCAAGCGGGAGUGGGAGGACGAGAUUGUUAGGAAGGAGGAACAGCUGCAAGCUAAGCAACAGAAAGAAGCCGCAGCGACCCCAGCAACUGCUUCCAAUGUCCGCGAGCUGGAACAACAACAGCAGCAAGCUUCGGAGGAGCAGGAGGAUAUCAGUGCUCAGAUUGAAGCAUUGGCCCUACCAACACCACUUUCAACCACACCGCCCACCACCGACGGGUUCUUUGGUCCAACGACUUUCCUGUCUCCAGCUUCGGUGGAUUCCGAAGGUAGCUCCUACUUCUCUAAUAUGCCCAACUCUGCCCCGACGGUUAUGUCCAACUUUUCGUUGACACCAGCUACUCCGGAGCCUGUUCAGAAAGAAACCCUGAAAACUGAAGGCGACAUCCAGCACCAGAGCAAGUACACCUUGAUCAAAUGGAAGCAUGAAGAGCAGCGUCGUGUCUGGGAGUGGUACCUCCGCAAGAACAAGGAUGAUUUCGUCGUGGAGAAGUACCAGUGCAUCAGUCUUCGAGAGUAUAUCGUUCCCAUGACCAGUUCCGAGAACGGUCGGCCGUGCUUCCCUCCGACCAUCCAGUAUAUCACGUUCUAUGGCGAGAACGACCUCACCCUCGGCCAAUUCAUCGAGAAGUCCGUCAACGAUGCAGUCAGCCAGUUCCUCGACCCCAAAGCCAUCUGCCAGGGCAAGAGCUGUGAUCAGCCCGUGGCUCGCCACGGCAAAGUCUACGUCCACAAUGAGACUCGGAUGUUUGUUGCUGUCGAACAGUGGGACGGUCAAAUCAAGGCUCGCACAGGGUACUAUCCUUCCGACCUGAUCAUCACUUGGAGUGUUUGCCAGCAAUGCAAGACCGAGACGCCAUUCAUCCCUGUCUCUGAGGAAAUGCAACGGUAUUCGUUUGCGAAGUUCCUGGAGGCCUACUUCUAUCCGGCAGACGUCAAGCUGGUCCAAGGCGCUGGAUGCCAACAUAACAUCUACCAAUACCACACUCGCUACUUUGCCACCAAGGGCGUCACGGUCCGGUUCCAAACCUCCAAGAUCGACCUGCACGAACUCGUCUUCCCUCCUUUCCGUAUCCGGGUCAGGCCCGAAACCCAGCUGGAUAUCAAGAAUUCCGAGUUCCUGCAACUGCAUGACCGGAAUAACUUGUGGUAUGAUGGUUUAGUUCACGACUUGAAACAAUACGCCAUCGAGGCUGCGACCGGGGACGAGAAGGCGGACACUCAGCUCCUCGUGGACAUCAACGGGCUCAUCAACAAAGCAGAAAUCGAGAGGCGGGAUGUUACUCGGCUGAUCAACACCAUUUACCGCGACUCGCCACCAACAGAUACACUCGUUCUUAAUCAAGUCCAUGCUUAUCGACAGGACAGGAUUGUGGCUUGGCAGCAGGAUUUCGAUCGGUUGCAAAAGCUGCGCCCUGCACAACCAACGCAGUCGGACAGGUCGAGCAAGAGGGUUUCGGCGUUUGGGUCUGUGCGAGGCAUCUGGGGUCGCAAGUACGAACCCGGUGGCCCCUUCUGGGAUGCGCACCAAUAUUCCGGUGCUUCUGAGGCGGAAGAGGGCCCGAUCAAGUCCAAACCGCGCAGGGUCACGGUGGGUUAUAUACCACCAUCCUCCGCGUCGGAGACGUCUGAAACCGAGAGUAUGGAUGAGAAGUCGGCGGCUAAGGCUGAGGAGAGUGUUCCUGACAGUGCAAGCACGAUUGGGGAUAGGUCGACGACGGCACUUUCAGAGACGGACGAUGCUGCUUCGACUACCGCACCUUCGGAAAGCGAUGAAACAGCUCCAGUAACCGAUGCCACACCCUCGGCUGACUCCCCUGCCCCUGUCGAGACGCCUUCAACACAACCUCCUGUCGAAGAGGAGCUGCCAAAGGAUGAUCACGAGCAUUCUGAAGCGGGACACGACUCUGACUCUGACCCUGAUAGUGAUUCGACUAUUGGCGCUGCUCGCGAUGAGGCCACAGGGGCUCUGAAACCUCGAAAGAAGAAGAAAAUCCCAGAUCUCCCCGCUGUGGAAGUACCGGUAUCGACGCUGUCGCGAAUACCUCGAAGGAUGUCAAACCAACCCAGUGUGACUGAAUUGAUCAAGAAAUACUCUGAUUACCUGCCAGCUCAAGGCGUACAGGAGUUGAGCAAGACGGCCUUCCCACCUCGUUCGACUAUGUCAGAGAGUGAGCAAGAGUAUCCAACGAUUCUCCAGCGACGGACUAUGAGAAGCAGGACGAAGAUGGCUCCAGUCAGGAAGCCUUCAAUUUCCGACUUCGAGCAAAGUUACGCGGCCAAUGUUGCCCCACGCUAUCUACAACCCAGACGGCCCUUGAAUCGUGGAGCUGGACCUAGUCGAAACCAAGAAUCAAGGACAUCAUCCCGUCGACAAUCGCCAGAGAAGCGGCGGCCUAAAGAAGGACUCCGCACGCCCGACUCUCCAACGCCCCACAAGCCCCCGGGUGGCAGUCGAUCGUCCAGACUACGAGCCCCCAGUCGCGGUUACACCGACAAGCCUGGAAGCAGAGCACCCUCAGUCGGCCCCUCUACGUCGCGAAUUCCGUCUCGUCGAGGGCAGCCGCCGCCCACUUCAGGUGGCAAAGUGUCAAGCAUGGCGCGUUACUAUGAGCGACUUCAGAAGGAUACAGAGCGACCGAAGGGAAAGUAUGCAGUUUUGCGUGGCAAGCGAGCGAGGCCCGUUGUCAACGCAAGAGCAGAAGUCAAGGUCAUACGACUGGAAGACAUCAUUUCGGACGAGUCGGACGAUUCAGAUCCCAACGACGAAGUUGCAGACGAUGAACGAGACGGAGAUGGUGAUGCUGAAGACGAACUGCCUUUCAAACCUGCCCGGAAGAAGCAGCAGACAGUGGACUCUACUGAAGAGACCCAGCCAGCUCCGGAGAUCCCAAAGGUCGAGACGACAGCGCCUCCUGCCACCGAUGACGCCGCUGCCCCUGACACCACCGAACACGCGACCCAGCCACCGGAAUCGCAGGAGAUCGUCUCCAGUAAACCCGCCUCGCCCUUGUUGCCGCCUACAGAACCCAAACGUGAUGCACCGGUCACCCCUCCAGUUUCCGAUAUGGAGGGGCCAGACAAGAUGCCUUCCUUCCUCAAAGCUGUCUCAACAUUCCUCACCCAGAGCCACAACUUCUUUGAACUUGAUGAUCCGUUUGGCGACCUUGAGCAUAUCUUCCGUGAUUCCGCCAUGGUGGUCAGAUUGGACGAGCCCACGUCCAUCAUUGCCUUGGCUCUCAACUCCCCUCAAUAUCGUGAGAUGCUCGCUAAAUCACGCGCUGAAAAGCGAACUGCGCGAGUGGUAGACGCGAAGCUCAUGGAAGGUUCUGAGAUCUUCAUGCCUGACGAUCACUCCAUCUCGGACUCGACUUCUACAUGGGGUGUUGUCAAUGUCGAUGCAGUAGACUCCAUAGAUCCAACUGAAGAUCUUCGAAUGGCUUCAUCCAAGCUUCCCUGGGCUAUCACAUUCGAGAGUGGUGGUUUGUCUAUCAGCUGCACUAUCCUGUAUCCCGAACAAUUCGAUGCUCUGCGUCGGACCUAUGAUUGCGAGAAGAGCAUGGUGGAAUCUUUAGCCAGGUGUAUCAACUGGAAUGCGAGCGGCGGAAAGUCUGGCUCCGCGUUCUUGAAGACGCAAGACGACCGGUUCAUUGCGAAGGAGCUUUCCCGUGCUGAACUACAAACCAUGGAAACGUUCGCCCCAGCAUACUUUGACUACAUGUCAUCUGCAGUUUCAGCAAACCGUCCUACCCUCCUGGCCAAGGUCUUUGGCUGUUAUAAAUUGACAGCCAAGAAGAUUAGCAAGGAGCGAUCUUCCGGGAAGAAAUCGACUCAGAUGAACUUACUGGUGAUGGAGAACCUCUUCUAUGAUCGUAGAUUUUCACGGAUCUAUGAUUUGAAAGGCUCCACACGAAACCGACAUGUCCAGUCCACAGGCCAGGAAAAUCAGGUGCUGUUAGACGAAAACCUUGUUCAAGAAUCUCAUGUCAACCCUUUCUACCUCCGAGAGCACGCCAAGCGCAUAUUCCGAGGCGCACUGUACAACGACAGCAAGUUCCUGGCUGAUAUCAAUGUUAUGGACUAUUCUCUCGUUUGCGGGGUUGAUAGCAAGAACCACGAGUUGGUCGUUGGCAUUGUUGACUACAUCCGAACGUACACUUGGGAUAAGAAGGUUGAGAGCUGGGUGAAGGAGUCUACCUUCCUUGGAGGUGGAGGCAAAGGAGAACUACCGACGAUCGUCACACCAAAGCAGUAUCGACAACGUUUCCUCGGAGCAAUGGAGCGAUACUUCCCCUUGGUGCCUGACCGCUGGAUGAAGAUUCCAGACCAGCCAGAGGAGGAUUCAUCCGCUGUCCUUUCUGAACUUUGGCCGGACUGGUAG
Molecule: messenger RNA, 7056 nt
Organism: Coprinopsis cinerea okayama7#130
Lineage: Eukaryota; Fungi; Basidiomycota; Agaricomycetes; Agaricales; Psathyrellaceae
Product: 1-phosphatidylinositol-3-phosphate 5-kinase
Exons: 14
Coding region: 1-7056 (2351 amino acids)
Biological process (GO): phosphatidylinositol phosphate biosynthetic process
Cellular component (GO): endosome membrane; fungal-type vacuole membrane
Molecular function (GO): 1-phosphatidylinositol-3-phosphate 5-kinase activity; ATP binding; metal ion binding
Source: RefSeq, a predicted model, not a curated record